GAUGGGGCGGCGGUGACGCGAUUCUGUCCGCGUUGGAGGGGCCGGGCCGCUGCCGGAGUCGCCGGGGCUGCCGCGUGACGUGGCACAGCCGAAGAUUUAACGCCAGAGCCGGAGCUGCCCCGCCAGUCGUCAAGCAGGUCAUCACCCCGCUAAUUCCUGUCCCAGAGGGGAGCUCCGUCCUACACACCGGCUGGCGAGCCGUCCCUGCGGCCCUCAGCUCCUCUUUCCUCCCUGAGUUUGCCGGGAGCGUGAAAGGCUCGGGGUCGCGCCAAACCCCUUCUGCUCCUGCCCAUCGCAAGUGCCACUACCGCCAUGGGCCUCACCAUCUCCUCCCUCUUCUCCCGUCUUUUCGGGAAGAAGCAGAUGCGCAUUUUGAUGGUUGGGUUGGAUGCUGCUGGCAAGACGACCAUUCUGUAUAAACUGAAGUUAGGAGAGAUAGUCACCACCAUUCCUACCAUUGGUUUUAAUGUGGAAACAGUAGAAUAUAAGAACAUUUGUUUCACAGUAUGGGAUGUUGGUGGUCAAGAUAAAAUUAGGCCUCUCUGGAGGCAUUACUUCCAAAAUACCCAGGGUCUUAUUUUUGUGGUAGAUAGCAAUGAUCGUGAAAGAAUUCAGGAAGGAGCAGAAGAGCUGCAGAAAAUGCUUCAGGAAGAUGAGUUGCGAGAUGCUGUGUUGCUGCUUUUUGCAAACAAACAGGAUUUGCCGAAUGCUAUGGCCAUUAGUGAAAUGACAGAUAAAUUAGGUCUUCAGUCUCUUCGUAACAGAACAUGGUAUGUUCAAGCCACUUGUGCUACACAAGGAACCGGUCUGUAUGAGGGACUUGACUGGCUGUCAAAUGAGCUUUCAAAACGUUAAAUGAGACUGGAUAUCUAACCAAGGACAUGUUUGAUAGAAUUGGUCUAGGCUUGUUACAACAAAAUUAGUUUGCAUCUUGGUUAUUAAACAGUAUGUGGGACUGGUUUGGGCAGAAUAUUACAGCGUUAAAACUUAUUUUGUUGCCAAUUAUUGUUUACCAAGUAUAAUGUUGCCAUUUAGCAAUAUGCUUGGUUUUAAAGAGAUUCUCUUAACUUGGGGGAAAAAAAGUGUCCUCUUUUAAUUUUACUUCCCUUAAGCCUAAAUGCCUGGACAUAGCUAAUGUGACACCUUUAAAUAAAUCCAUUUUGAAUGUUUUUUUGAGCCCACAACAAAUAAUGUUUUAAAGUUAUCCCCUUGCUACUUUACUGAUACCUUUAUCAUUCCUGGGACAGUCUGCUGAUUUAAAAAAUGUAGCAUUCCAUUUGUAUUUAUUUUUCCCCCUUGCCAAAAAAGAUUUUUUAAUACUGCUUGUACCAGCCAGGGACAUGCUCCAAAACACUAUUCAGAUCUUUUGCACUGAGGAACUUAUAUUUCCCUCCCAUUAUUAACUCCUGGCUUCCAUCAGCCAAGCUUACCUUGGUGUGGUUUGGAUUUGAUAGCUAAUUAGUUCUGUGCUAGUUGCAAAGAGUUCAUAUUGAGAUGAUUUUUAAUACUCAGCAGAUUGUCUUCCUUUAUAUUGUAUCUUUUUUAUGUUGCAUGUUGCUUUUGGUAUCAGCCUGACUCUUUUCCCAGUAUAUGAUAGUUCUCCUGAUGUUUUAUUGUUUGUUGGUGAACAUGUCUUCAUUAAGAGUUUUGGAAAACUCAUCAGACUCAAUGAAUAAGUUUUCUUCAUAACCCAUUUGGAAUUAUUCCUAAUAAAAUGAUAAAACAUGUAA
Messenger RNA from Balaenoptera acutorostrata (minke whale), 1730 nucleotides. RefSeq names its product ADP ribosylation factor 4 (gene ARF4). The transcript has 6 exons. Gene Ontology annotation, cellular component: plasma membrane; cytoplasm. Bases 313 to 855 code for a protein of 180 amino acids. Lineage: Eukaryota; Metazoa; Chordata; Mammalia; Artiodactyla; Balaenopteridae. Gene Ontology annotation, molecular function: GTPase activity; GTP binding. The record is from RefSeq and is a predicted model, not a curated record. Gene Ontology annotation, biological process: intracellular protein transport; vesicle-mediated transport.